Messenger RNA from Penicillium bovifimosum, 660 nucleotides. RefSeq lists its product as uncharacterized. Lineage: Eukaryota; Fungi; Ascomycota; Eurotiomycetes; Eurotiales; Aspergillaceae. Bases 1 to 660 code for a protein of 219 amino acids. The record is from RefSeq and is a predicted model, not a curated record. The transcript has a single exon.
AUGCAGCCUCCAACAGAUUCUCUGCGACACCAACUUCACAAGCUCGCUGAACUCAGAGCCAAUCGCAACGCUGCUGCUAAUCACAACGCUGGUUCUGGUUCUACGACGACUCCAACGCCAGCCUCACCUCAUUAUACCCUCUCUAUCACCAGACCAAGUGGGACCAGAGUCAUGACUGUCCCAAACUAUCUAGCUGAUCAGGACGACUAUAUGGAUCCAUCACCUAUCAACAUCACCAUUGACAGAUCGGUCACCUUAAUCGGAGACGGGAAUAAUAUCCAGCUUCCGGAGUCUGGACUCUCAUCUCAGCCGGAUCAAACCGAUGGCUCUGGCACUCGCCUCACUUCUCUGGCAGCUGUCAUCAUUGGCGCCCUCAACAGGGCUGACAAUCUGGUUGACCAGACUGGCAAUCCGAGGCCCUUGAAUAUCAACAUCAGAAAUGGUCUUCAUGUUCAGGGGUCUAACAACACCGUUUGCGCAGUCUCUACCGUGGGGGAGACUGCACAGAAUGCAGAGUCCGACUCUGCUGAUGGGCCUAGCAGCCCAUCUCAAGCGGCACAGACCGAGACUGUGCCUGCUGGCAGUGGAGAGGCGGAAGGCGGCGACCGCAAGCGCCGUGCUGAUUCGGUUCGCACUCCAUUCCGUCAAAGGGGUCUUUAA